Rotaria socialis is the source of this 1056-nucleotide messenger RNA. Lineage: Eukaryota; Metazoa; Rotifera; Eurotatoria; Philodinida; Philodinidae. The record is from the annotation of a GenBank genome assembly.
AUGGCUCCUAUUCAAAAUUCGGCUGUUAUCUUUGCAGAGAUUCCUUCUGAUUAUCCUGUGCCUGGUAAACAUCUUAAAUAUGUUAAAGACCGAACGAUUGAUCUUGAUAACGUCGAUAUGCAAGGUGGUAUUGUCACAAAGAAUCUUGUUAUAUCUAUUGAUCCAUAUAUGCGAGGUCGAAUGAGAUCAGCUGAAGCAAAAAGCUAUUCACCUGCAUUUGAACUUAAUCAACCAUUGACAAAUUUUUUUGUCGGAAAAGUUGUCAAAUCUGAAAAUGAAAAGUUUAUUGUUGGCCAAUAUAUUUAUGGAUUUGGAGGUUAUGAAGAAUAUACAGUUCAUUCAAAAGCUCAAACAGAUUUACUUCAAGUUAUAAGUGAGGAACGAAUUCAACUUGGAUUACCCUUAACAACAUGGGUAGGAGCUGCUGGUAUGCCUGGCCAAACAGCUUAUCAUGGAUUUUAUCACAUUGGAGAACCGAAAAAAGGCGAAACAAUCUUUAUUACUGGCGCAUCUGGUGCUGUCGGUCAAAUUGUUGGACAACUCGCUAAACGUGAAGGUUUGACAGUUAUCGGAUCAGCUGGUACUGAUGAUAAAGUAAAAUGGCUUCAAACUGAACUUCAUUUUGAUCAUGCAUUUAAUUACAAAACAGCUGAUGUGAAAGCUGAACUUGCUAAAUUUGAUCCAUUAAAUAUUUAUUUUGAUAAUGUUGGUGGUGAUCAACUUGAAGCAGCACUUGGUGCUGCUGCUAAUCAUGCUCGAUUUGUUGAAUGUGGAAUGAUUUCACAAUACAAUACACCCGAUGCUCAUGGUAUUCGUAAUCUUAUAUUAAUUGUUGCAAAACGAUUGAAACUUCAAGGUUUUAUUGUCUCAGAUAAACUAAAAGAGCCAAGUUUUCAUCAAGAAUUCUAUUCGAAAAUUCCAAAAUGGAUUGCUAAUGGAGAAAUCAAAGUGAAAGAAGAUGUAACAAAAGGUUUAGAACAAGCUCCUGAAGCAAUACUUGGAAUUUUUCAAGGAAAAAAUUUUGGUAAAGCAGUUAUUCAAAUAGCUGAUGAAUAA